GACAGCCCUGUAACAAAUACCAAAGAGAAAAUAACAUAUAAGGAACUUCUUGAACAGUACAGGUCUCCAAGUUAGCUGAUGUCAUGGUGAAACAUGGGGUGAAGAAAGGAGACCGUGUGGUCAUCUACAUGCCCAUGAUUCCACAGACAGUGUACUGUAUGCUGGCUUGUGCAAGAAUCGGAGCCAUCCAUAGCCUUAUUUUUGGUGGAUUUGCAUCUAAAGAGCUUUCUGUUCGCAUUGAUCAUGCAAAGCCUAAACUUAUUGUAACAGCAAGUUUUGGAGUAGAACCAAAAAGGAAGGUGGAAUAUAUAUCCCUUAUGGAAGGAGCACUGGCAAGAGUACAGAACAAACCUGAGAAAGUUCUCAUCUACAGGAGGCCUAACCUGGGCCAUGUUCCUCUUGUCCCAGGUCGUGAUCUCGACUGGGAGGAAGAGCUUGCAAAAGCACAACCUUAUGAAUGUGUCUCUGUUCCUUCAGACCAUCCACUUUAUAUUCUGUAUACAUCCGGAACAACAGGAUUGCCCAAGGGUGUUGUCAGACCAACAGGCGGCUAUGCAGUUAUGCUGCACUGGACAAUGUCAGCUGUAUAUGGACUCAAACCUGGUGAGGUGUGGUGGGCAGCAUCUGAUUUAGGCUGGGUCGUUGGUCAUUCCUACAUUUGCUAUGGGCCUCUUCUUCAUGGGAACACUACAGUUUUGUAUGAGGGGAAGCCUGUGGGAACGCCAGAUGCUGGUGCCUAUUUCCGAGUGCUAGCGGAGCAUGGAGUAGCUGCCGCCUUUACUUCUCCGACCGCAAUUAGAGCAAUCCGUCAGCAGGACCCGGAGGCAGCUUUGGGAAAGCAGUACUCUCUGACAAGGUUCAGAACAUUAUUUGUAGCUGGUGAGCACUGUGACGUGGACACACUAGAAUGGUCAAAAAAAAUCUUCAAGGUCCCUGUCUUAGACCACUGGUGGCAGACUGAGACUGGCUCUGCAAUUACUGCUUCCUGCAUUGGCUUGGGGAAUUCUACAUCGCCUCCCCCCGGGCAGGCAGGAAAGCCAGUCCCAGGAUACAACGUGAUGAUUCUGAAUGAAAAUAAGGAACCAGUGAAGGCGAAAACUUUAGGAAAUAUUGUGGUAAAGUUGCCUCUGCCUCCUGGAGCAUUUUCAGGUCUUUGGGAAAAUCCAGAAACAUUCCAGAAGUUAUAUUUCCAAAAAUUUCCAGGAUACUAUGAUACUAUGGAUGCAGGUUAUAUGGAUGAAGAUGGCUAUUUAUAUGUCCUGUCUCGAGCUGACGAUGUGAUCAAUGUUGCAGGACACAGAAUUUCAGCAGGUGCAAUUGAAGAGUGUGUUCUCUUCCAUCAUGCUGUGGCUGACUGUGCUGUUGUAGGCAAGGAGGAUGCCUUGAAAGGGCACGUCCCGUUUGCACUGUGUGUGCUGAGGGAAGGUGUAAAGACAGAAGAGAAGAAGAUUUUGGAAGAAAUUGUUGAGCAAGUUCGAAAAAACAUUGGUCCAGUGGCAGCUUUCCAGAAGGGAGUGUUUGUGAAGCACUUGCCCAAAACGCGUUCGGGCAAGAUCCCGCGUUCAGCGCUUUCUGCUCUGGUCAGCGGAAAGCCCUACAGCAUAACACCAACCAUUGAAGAUGCUAGUGUGUUUAAGCACAUUGAAGAAGUGUUGAAGACAAAUCGAAUGUGAGAAGAGGUUAAUAACAAACUUGCUGGUACUGGGAUAUACAAAGGGAUUUCUGUUAAGAAAAAACACGUACUUGGAAAAUUAGCAAUGAUUUUGGACUGACUUUUUUACUACAGAAAAGGCAUUGUGUAUAACAUUGUCAUAGCUAACAAAACAUACUGAAGCAUCUACAUAUUAUCAUUUUAUGCUGAAUAUUAAGAUUGCUAAGAAUUGACAAGAGAAUUCAUGCAUUUUUAUAGCCUUAAAUUAGAAGGAUUCGUUACAUCAUUACAAUAUGAUCUCUUGUGACCUUACAUUUUAAUCCAUUAUCAUAUAAUGAGAACAAUAACAUGAAUUUGGCUAAAACAGCUUACAAAAGAUAAGUCAAAGUCUGAGGACA
Nothoprocta perdicaria is the source of this 2049-nucleotide messenger RNA. RefSeq names its product acyl-CoA synthetase short chain family member 3 (gene ACSS3). The transcript is spliced from 15 exons. Lineage: Eukaryota; Metazoa; Chordata; Aves; Tinamiformes; Tinamidae. The coding region runs from base 84 to 1673 and encodes 529 amino acids. The record is from RefSeq and is a predicted model, not a curated record.